Messenger RNA from Lachancea mirantina, 1023 nucleotides. NCBI's taxonomy places the organism in Eukaryota, Fungi, Ascomycota, Saccharomycetes, Saccharomycetales, Saccharomycetaceae. The record is from the annotation of a GenBank genome assembly.
AUGACUGAACAACCAGAUAUGAAAGAUAUAGCAUUGAGAUUUUUACGUCAGUAUAAGGACCGAGUUGUCAGUCGGUUUCGUCAAAAUUCCGAUGACCAUCGGUUUAGUCAAAUCAUAAAUUCGAACCAUUUUGCAGGUCAAAUAUGUGGAUUGAGUCAAGAUUUAUGCUUGAGGUACGAGAACGAUGAAUGGCAAAGUCGAGUGUUUGAGGUAAUUGAUGUUGAUUUGAUAUACGAUAAUGUCGAUGCCUUGGGAGGAGAUGAGAUGAGUUACACGGACAAUUUGGUUAAGGAGUUGCUAAGGUAUUUUAAGCAAGAUUUCUUCAAAUGGUGUAACAAGCCAGACUGUGAAACAUGUCAAUCGUCAGAGGGGCAAAAUAAUGUUGGCACUGAAGGCCCCAAUCCCGAUGAAAGUCUGUUUCGAUGCGGUGUAGUGGAAAUUUACAAAUGCAAUAAUUGUGGUACAACGACACGUUUUCCUCGUUAUAACGAUCCAGUCAAGUUACUUGAGACCCGUACGGGGCGUUGUGGUGAGUGGUGUAAUCUUUUCAUGCUUUUCCUCAAAUCUUUUGGAAUUGAGUCUCGAUAUAUCUGGAAUCGAGAAGAUCACGUCUGGUGUGAAAUUUAUUCCAAUAAAUUGAACAGAUGGGUUCAUGUCGACAGUUGUGAACAAAGCUUCGAUCAACCGUAUAUCUAUUCUAAAAACUGGAACAAGAAAAUGAGUUAUGUGUUUGCCUUGGGUAAAGACGGAGUUUCGGACGUUAGUAAACGGUACAUUUUGCAAAACGACUUGCCGCGCGACCAAAUGUCCGAAGAUGACCUGGAUCUAGUCAUGAAAACCUUGACAAAAAAGCUAAGGUCUCAUUUAAACGAUGAUCAAAUCUAUCAGCUCUCUUGUCGAGAUGAGAGAGAACAGCUGGAAUGGCUCGAUCCAAAAUUGUCUAGUACCACGCAGACUUCUCGGGUAGGCCGUGAAAGCGGUUCAGUUGAGUGGAAGAAGCUGAGAGGUGAAGAUGGGGUGUGA